This is a messenger RNA of Apus apus (common swift), 3797 nucleotides long. It is a transcript of the gene FCSK, whose product is annotated as fucose kinase. Gene Ontology annotation, biological process: GDP-L-fucose salvage. Gene Ontology annotation, molecular function: ATP binding; fucokinase activity. The transcript is spliced from 23 exons. Lineage: Eukaryota; Metazoa; Chordata; Aves; Apodiformes; Apodidae. The record is from RefSeq and is a predicted model, not a curated record. Bases 72 to 3329 code for a protein of 1085 amino acids.
GGGAGCCGCCUCCCGCGGCCGCCCGCCGGGUCCGGACUACAAAUCCCAGCAGGCCUUGCGGGCAGGCGGCCAUGGCGGCGGAAUGGAGCGUCCUCCUCCUCACCUGCCAGCGCGGCGGCUCCGUCGCCGCUUUCCAGCGAGAGCUGGAGGCCCGGCGGCUGCGGGGGAGCCUGGGCCCGCGGCCCCCCGGCCUGCUCCUGGCUGUGGAAGACCCCUGGGCCCGGCUGGGCAGCGGCGGGGCCACCCUCAACGCCCUGCUGGUGGCUGCCGAGCACCUCAGCGCCCGGGCGGGCUGCACGGUGGUGAGCGCCGAUGUCCUGCGGGACGCCCGCAUCCUCAUCCUGCACACGGGCCGUGACUUCUCCUUCGAUGACUGUGGCCGGGCCUUCACCUGCCUGCCCAUGGAGGAGCCUGGUGCCCCAGCUGAAGCUCUGGUCUGCAACCUGGACAGUUUGCUGUGGACCAUGACACACCGGCUCUGCGUGGGUUCCCCACCUGGGGUGUGGGUCUGCAGCACUGACAUGCUCCUCACCGUGCCCUCAGCACCAGGGAUCAACUGGGAGAACUUCCAGGGUGUCAGGGUGAUCGCAGUGCCCGGCAGCCAGACGUAUGCCAGGAACCACGGGGUCUACCUCACUGAUGAGCAGGGGCUGGUGCACAACAUCAUCUACAAAGGCACAGAGGCCCAGAUCCAGGAGUGUGCAGGACCUGAUGGCACUGUCCCGCUGGUCUGUGGGGUGGUUUUCUUCUCCUCGGAUGCCGCCGAGCAGCUUCUGGCCACCCACGUCAUCCCUCCUCUGGAUGCCUGCACCUACAUGGGGCUGGACUCAGGGGCACCACCCAUCCAGCUCUCCCUCUUCUUUGACAUCGUGCUGUGCAUGGCAGGGGGGGUGACAGAGGAGGAGUUUGUGAAGGGUGGGGGUGACACCAGCGUGAGGAGCGCCCGCUCCGUGCUCUGGAGCGCCCUGCGCCCCUUCCCUCUCAGCAUGGCCUGCAUCCCCCAGGCCUCCUAUGACUACCUGACCACCUCUGCCAGCGACCACAUCUGCAGCCUGACGCUCCUGCCCAGCUCUGCCAGCCACCUCCACUUCUGCAAAGCAGCCCAUUCCCACGUGGAUCAGCCCUGUCUCCUGGAGGAUGGCUCUUCUGUCACCAACUGCCUGCUGGAAGGAUCUGUGAAGCUGGCAGCUGGCAGUGUCAUCCAGCACUGUCACCUCCAGGGUCCCCUGGAGAUUGGUCCAGGCUGCCUCCUCUCGGGCCUCUCUGUGGACUCCUCAGUGGCCCUGCAGGGCUGUCCCCUGCGUGACCUGGUCCUGCAAGGCCACCACGUCCGGCUGCGCCACCUGCCCUGCCGCGUCUUCACGCUCACCGGCCGCCUCGACGACUGGCAGAGCCCUGCUGAAGAGGCCACCUACCUGAACCUGCCCUGGCCCGAGUUCUUCCAUCGCACGGGCAUACGGGAAGGGGACCUUUGGGACACUGAGAUGCCGCCGAGGAGCCGCUGCCUGCUGAACGCCCGGCUGUUCCCGGUGCUGCACGCCCACCAGGCGCUGGAGCUGCAGGACGUGCUGUGGCUACUGGCCCCAGAAGCAGUGGCCAGCAAGCAGUUGGCACGUUGGCGGGGGGCCUGGCGCAUGUCCUGGCAGGAACUUCUGCCCUGCCUGGACAAAGAGGCUGAGCUGGGUGCCCGUCAGGACCUCUUCUUCCUGCAGGGCCAGCAGAAGGUGCGGCGGGUGCUGCUGGGGCGCCAGGACAGCAGCCUCCUGCCCCUGGCCCGCAGUGCUGUCCACCAGGGCUACCACCAGGCCAUGCUGGGCACGCUGGACCAGGUGGCUUCCACAGCGGGGGACGCGGGGGUGGCGGCGCGGGCGCUGGCCUGCGUGGCCGAGGUGCUGGGCUGCAUGGCACGGGGGGCAGGAGGCCUGCGGAGCGGCCCGGCUGCCAACGGGGAGUGGGCCUCAGCUUUCAGGCUCCUGGAGAGUGGGGACGUGGCAGGUGGGGUCCAGGAGCUGGCCAGAGAGAGGCAGAAGUGGAUGAGCAGCCCGGUUCUGCUGGUGAGAGCAGCUCGGCACUACGAGGGGGCCCAGCAGAUCCUCGUCAGGCAGGCAGUGAUGUCCUCCUGCCAGUUUGUCACCGUGGAGCAGGCUGAGAUGCCACCCUUGGGGCACUGGGUGCAGGUGGCUUGUCCGGCUCGCCUGGAUCUCUCCGGUGGCUGGAGUGACACCCCCCCCAUCACCUACGAGCACGGGGGGGCUGUGGUGGACGUGGCCGUGCUGGUGGACGGGCGCCGGCCCAUCGGGGCGCGGGUGCGGCGCAUCGGGCACCCCGAGCUGCGCCUGCUCAGCCUGGGCGGGACGGCGGGGAGCCCCGCGGUGGCCCGGCUGGUGUGCCAGGAGCUGCAGCACCUGCAGGAUUACUGCCAGCCACACGCACCUGGAGCUUUGCUCAAAGCUGCCUUCAUCUGCACCCAGGUCGUGCAGUUCCCCUCGCACAAGCCCCUGCGGGCCCAGCUGCUGGAGAACUUUGGGGGUGGGUUUGAGGUGCACACCUGGUCCGAGCUGCCCCAUGGCUCUGGCCUCGGCACCAGCAGCAUCCUGGCAGGAGCAGUGAUGGCCUCGCUGUACCGGGCGGCCGGCAGGGCCGCCAGCACCGAGUCCCUGAUCCAUGCUGUGCUGCACCUGGAGCAGCGUCUCACCACAGGUGGUGGAUGGCAGGACCAGGUGGGUGGGCUGGUGCCCGGCAUCAAGAUCGGGAGGUCGAAGGCUCAGCUGCCCCUCAGGGUGGAGGUGGAGAAGAUCCCAGUGCCUGAUGGUUUUAUCCAGACCCUCAAUGAUCACUUGCUGCUGGUGUACACGGGGAAGACUCGUCUGGCCCGAAACCUUCUCCAGGACGUGGUGAGGAACUGGUAUGCCAGGCUGCCCUCUGCUGUGGAAAACACCCACGCGCUGGUGAGCAACGCCGAGGAGUGUGCCCAGGCCUUGAGGCAAGGUAACCUGCCACUCCUUGGCAAGUGUCUGGACAGCUACUGGCAGCAGAAGAAGUGCAUGGCCCCCGGGUGCGAGCCGCUGGCUGUGGGGCGCAUGAUGGAGGUUCUUCAGCCCCACGUCCACGGGCAGUGCCUGGCAGGGGCUGGUGGUGGUGGCUUCCUCUAUGUCCUGACCAGAGCUCCCCGGCAGAAAGAGGCUUUGCACCAAAUCCUAGCAAAAACUGAGGGACUGGGAAACUUCAGCAUCCACAGCAUUGAAGUAGACACAGGUGGUUUCUCUGUGGAAGUUGUGGGACGUGAUCUGGAGGACGGUUCUCACCCUGAAGAAGAUGUGGCCGUGUGAAGGCCUCCAGCCCUGGCCAGUUCCUGGAUGAUAAGCAGGGCAGGGGAGGGAGCAGCCAGCUGCCUUUCCAUGCAGGACACUCCAGAGCUCUUCCAGUAGGUGCCUUAGGUCUUGAUGUGACCUUUUUGUGCUGCUACUUGCCCCGUAAGCCACAGAAGCUGCAGAAGCUGUGAUGAGCUGGGCAGGCAAAACCAUCCCUGAAGGGUGGCCUUGCUGGAAGGACAGUUUGCUGGGGCCUCCAGGCUGAUUUUUGGAGUUUCACUCUGGUUUUCAUGGUUCCCCAAAGGGCAAGGAGUAGUAUUCGUGGUGCUGCCUCUAGCAGGACCUUUCCUGCUCUUCCACCCAUUCAUGGAAUGCUCCAAGGAUGCACCUUGUGUGUGGAAUCCAGUCCCUGUCCCAUACUGAGAGACUGUUUCUGCAGAGAGUUCCUGGUCUUCACAGUCUUUUUGAAUAAAAACCUUGUUCCCA